AUGUCUGCACCGAGCAAAAGCCGUAAAUGGUACCAAAUUCGGUGGUUCCAGGAUUAUGAUACGCCAGAAGAGCGUAAGCUGAUUGCGAAACUCGAUUUCCUGAUUGUACCUUACGUCUUUCUGGCCUAUUGGGUCAAGUACAUCGAUCAAGCUAACAUCAACAAUGCCUAUGUUGCCGGCCUCAAAGAAGACUUGGGCUUUCAAGGAAAUGAGCUCGUCCGCCUCCAGACACUUUAUGUGGUCGGCACAGUAGUUGGUCAACUGCCGUUUAUGUAUCUCUUCACACGAAUUCCUAUGUACUAUCUUCUCCCAUUUCUCGACAUAGCCUGGGGUAUUUUCACGCUGCUCCAGUACCGAGUUCAUUCGUUUGCAGAGCUGGCAGCGUACCGAUUCUUGGUGGGCCUUUUCGAAGCAGCCUUCUUUCCAGCCAUCCACUAUAUCUUUGGAUCCUGGUAUCGUGGAGAUGAAAUCGGCCGUCGUGGAGGUUUCUUCUACGUUGGCCUCACUUUAGGUACUCUCACCGCAGCCUUGAUUCAGUCUGGAGCAACAUCACGCUUGGAUGGCGUACAGGGCCUCGCGGGAUGGAGAUGGAUGUACAUUGUAUGUGCAAUCAUUACCAUUCCCGUUGGUUUUCUUGGGUUAUGCGUCCUCCCAGGCACGCCUGAUAAGCCUAACAAGCUCGUUCUGACCGAUCAUGAUGUUGAGCUUGCAAAACACAGGCUGCAGAAGGCCGGUCACGAAGUCAAGGGCAACGUCACUGUUCACACGUUUGUUAAGAUUGCCAAAUCACCGCUUGUCUGGGCUUUUCUGCUACUGGACAUCUUUUUCUGGAACGGAUGCCUCAACACAUCCUCCGGAGGCUAUUUGCUAUGGCUCAAGAGCUUGAACCGGUACUCUAAGUCACGUGUCAACGAGCUCGGUGCUAUCUCUCCAGCCUUAGGGAUCUUCUACACGCUGGCUGUUUGCUUCGCUUCGGAUCUUUUCCUAGGACCCGCAUGGGCGAUAACGGUUUCUCACACCUGGAACAUCAUCGGUCUCAUCAUUCUUACAAUCUGGAACGUGCCAGAGUCGGCCAAGUGGUUUGCUUUCAUGACCACGUAUUCGGCUGUGGCCAUGUCAAGCGUGUUGUACGGAUGGAUCAACAGUCAACUCAGUUACUCACCAGCAGAGCGCGCUGUUGCAUUGGUGCUCGCUAAUACGGUUGCCCAAUCAACUACUGCCUGGACUCCAUUAUUGGUUUUCCAAACCGUUGAAGGACCUAGGUUCCCAAAAGGAUGGGCCUUCGUGCUCGCAAAUGCUGUAUGUUUGGUUAUCUUGGCACACAUCAUUAAGAUGUAUAUAAAUAAGCAACCAAGUAGAGGAGCAAUAGAUGCAGAAGACGAAACUGCAAGCUCGAUCAACGAGGCGAUUAACCGGUAUAAUCCUAAGAUCGUACCCGUUACUGAGGGUCCAGCCUAG
Molecule: messenger RNA, 1458 nt
Organism: Ascochyta rabiei
Lineage: Eukaryota; Fungi; Ascomycota; Dothideomycetes; Pleosporales; Didymellaceae
Product: MFS transporter (Seo1)
Exons: 4
Coding region: 1-1458 (485 amino acids)
Biological process (GO): transmembrane transport
Cellular component (GO): membrane
Molecular function (GO): transmembrane transporter activity
Source: RefSeq, a predicted model, not a curated record